Gigantopelta aegis is the source of this 2119-nucleotide messenger RNA. Its product is annotated as rab9 effector protein with kelch motifs-like. The transcript is spliced from 4 exons. The record is from RefSeq and is a predicted model, not a curated record. Gene Ontology annotation, molecular function: protein binding. NCBI's taxonomy places the organism in Eukaryota, Metazoa, Mollusca, Gastropoda, Neomphalida, Peltospiridae. Bases 783 to 2045 code for a protein of 420 amino acids.
UAUUAAACGUCACUUCCGCAUUUCGUAACCAAGCAGUUUACUUAAAGACAUCUACAUUGUCUAGUUCUUUCAUACAAGUACACUUCCUAAUAUUCAUACAAUUUUUUUCUUCCGGAAAACCUAUAUGGCUCUGCGUAGAUGAACAUGGUAGGUGAAGCAGAUUCCCUCGCUGUAAUUAACUACAUUCAUCGCCGAUACGAGGACACGGCACUUGUGAUCUUCAGACAACAGCAGGCGAAGAAGGACAUUCCUUGGAAAAACCCUGAAUAUUCCUUUAGGUCAUACAUUUCUCCUGAUACUGCAAUAGCUGCACCUCAUAUAAUUGAAGCUGGAGAGGAUGCUGAUGAACACGCUGGCCAGCCGGUAUACCAACACAAGGAAGAAGGUCCACGUAGUAGAUUAUGCUCCAUAAUAUGAUUGUUGCUGUAUAUCAGUUUCAACUUUUAUAACUUCUGUACUUAAAAUUGUGCUUCAGUAUUGCUCACUUUAUGUAUUUGUAGUUCAUUUUAAAUACAAAAGUUGUUAUAUUGAGUUGAGUAUUAUAUUUAUGCUUUAUUUACAAAAAAACCCACAAAAAUCGCUGGAUACAGUCUUUCAGUACUUAUAUAAACAUGAAUGAACAAAUAUCAAGGAAGAGUAGAUAAAAAAAAAUUCUUGAUGCAUAUAAAAUAUUCUCACAUCGGAAAUUAUUUAUGAAUUGAGUUGCAUGAUUACGGUUUCUGUAUGUAGGUAAUAUAUGAACAGCAACAUAUUGUACUACACUUUGUUUUGUCAUACAAACAAUGGAGCUGCAUCCAAUUCUUGAUGUGGAUACAGCACCAAACCCGGGCUGGUGGUAUGUGCUAUCUACUUUGGGCGAUUCUCCAUCUGAACGUGUGGGACACACUGCUACGUAUAUAAAAGGUUCCCACGGCAACGAUGCUGGCAAGGUUUACAUAAUUGGGGGCGCUAAUCCCAGCAGUGUGUUUGGCGAUACGUACGUCCUUGACCUCAAUACUUUGCAGUGGGAUACGGUCGAUGGCGCCGGGCUUCGGGCUCGCUACGAACACAUGGCGUUUGUUCCUGAAAGUCAGCCGAACAAAAUCUACAUCUUUGGUGGAGCGGAUCAGGCUGGCAACAUGAACGACAUCCAGUGCCUGGACACCACCACCAAUGUGUGGAGCACAAUCACAGUGAUGGGAACCCCCCCACCAGCCAGGACGUACCACACUGUGCCCGUGUGCGGGGAUAAGCUGAUUGUUUACAGCGGGGGUCACAGCGGCUCGGAUCCUGUGGGAGACAGGCAGGUUCACUGCUUCGACGCCAACACUUCGUCGUGGGUAAUGAUAAAUGUACGAGGCGACUCCCCCAAGCCUCGCCACGGUCACGUGAUGGCUGCUGUCGGGGAUAAGAUAUUCGUACAUGGUGGAAUGGCCGGCUCAACUUUCUAUGAUGACCUCCAUGUUCUUGAUCUCAGUAAAAACUCGUGGGUGAAUGUCAAGCGGAAGAAGACGUACCCGUCGGCUAGAGCGGGACACGGAAGUCUGGUGUGUGGGACGGAUCUCUACAUCUUCGGUGGGAUGAACAGAGAUGGGGCGCUGGACGACACAUACAAACUGGACACAGUUAAGCUGGCAUGGACGAAGGUGGACAUACAAGGUCCACCCCCUCCAUCCCGUCUGGACUUCGCGAUGUGCGCAGUCACUCUAAACCGUGACAAACAUUCUGCUGGAGACACCGCGGACAUUGCCAACACAAGUCAGCAUGCCAAAGAGGUUCUGGAGCAGGAACUGAAGCCAGGCAGCGCAAGCUCACGAGACAGUCACCAGGAAUACAGCAGAGAAUCCUCGAGCAUUGAAGAUUUCUCAUCUGACGUGGUUCUGGACCAAAACCAGUCUUCUGUUGUGCAUGCUUCGGGGUCAGAUAACUCUGUCUCAGUGGACGAGCCGGCUGCUUCCAUGGAUCAGCAGAAGACAUUGAAAAUCUGUCUCAUUCAUGGGGGGAUGGACACACAGGGGGAGAUUUUUGAUGACACUCUUGUGCUGCUGCUAGAACAAAAAAUGUAGCAUGUGUGUCAAUCUAAUUAAAAUUAGCUCCACUAUUACAUGUGGAUCUAAAGACAGCCAGUUGGAGCUCAUGU